Messenger RNA from Diabrotica balteata, 1133 nucleotides. NCBI's taxonomy places the organism in Eukaryota, Metazoa, Arthropoda, Insecta, Coleoptera, Chrysomelidae. The record is from the annotation of a GenBank genome assembly.
AUCGUUCGUUUGUAUCGGCAAAAAAAGGCGGAAGCGUCUUUCGGUAUACUCGGUAUUCAUCUCGACAUAAAAGAAAAAAUAUAAUAAUUAUAAAAAUUUCUUUUACAUAACACAGCGUACAAGAUGAGCGUCGAGGAGGAUGUUAUGAGAAUUCAGAAAAAAUUAAAUAAAAUGACUUCGGACGAUGGAACUGGACAAGAACAAGCAUUGGAUCUUUUAAAAGAACUCCAAACCUUAGAUGUCAACCUGGAAGUUCUAACAAAGACCCGUAUAGGAAUGACAGUAAAUGCUCUAAGAAAGUCCAGUAAAGACGAUGAAGUGAUCAGUUUGUCCAAAACACUUAUAAAAAAUUGGAAGAAAUUUAUUUCCGGUACUAAUUCUAAUGAAAAAUCUUCUAGUAGUAGUUCAAAUAAACCAAAAAAGGAAAAGGAAGAAAAGCCGACUCGUGAAGAAAAAGAUAGGGAUAAAGAUAAGGGAAUGCUUCCCAAACAGUUUCCAGCUAGUUCAAAUACCACAGAUUCUGUAAGAUUGAAGUGCAGAGAAAUGUUGACGGCUGCUAUAAGGACAGAUUCACAAGCUGACGAUUUUGAAGGUUGUGCCUCAGCUGAAGAGUUAGCAGAAGAGCUAGAAGAAGCAAUCUUCCUGGAGUUUAAGAACACAGAUAUGCGUUACAAAAACAGAGUUCGCUCUAGAAUAUCCAAUCUGAAAGACCCGAAAAACCCAACUCUGAGAACAAACUACCGAAUCGGAGUAAUCACGGCAGGACGUUUGGCUGUAAUGACAGCCGAAGAAAUGGCCAACGAUGAGGUGAAGAAACUCAGAGAGAAAUUCACUAAAGAAGCUAUCAAUGAUGCCCAAUUGGCGACCGCGCAAGGUACUAAGACGGACAUGCUUAAAUGCGGAAAAUGUAAGAAGAGGAAUUGUACUUACAACCAGUUGCAGACAAGGUCAUCUGAUGAACCUAUGACUACUUUUGUAUUGUGUAAUGAAUGUGGAAAUAGAUGGAAGUUCUGCUAGUUAGCGAGGUUUUAUUAUUUUUGAAUUAUCUAAUAAUUUUGUGUCCUUACUGCAUAUUGUAUUUACCAAUUGUGCAUAGGAAUUAUAGUGAAUAAACAAUAAAUUUUUGGAAAAUG